This is a messenger RNA of Camellia sinensis, 654 nucleotides long. The record is from RefSeq and is a predicted model, not a curated record. NCBI's taxonomy places the organism in Eukaryota, Viridiplantae, Streptophyta, Magnoliopsida, Ericales, Theaceae.
AUGGGUCUGGGAGGCACCAUCCCACCCCACAUAGGAAACCUCUCAUUUCUAUCCUACUUCAACAUUUCCAACAACACUUUCCAUGGUCAUCUUCCAGGUGAGUUGGCUCGAUUGCAUCGCCUAAAUGCAGUCGACUUUGGUGACAACAACUUCGGUGGAGGUGUUCCGUCAUGGUUUGGAAACUUACCCAAGCUUCAAUACUUGCAUCUCGAAAACAACAGUUUCACGGGUUUAGUUCCACCUUCCAUUGGCAACAUAUCAACAUUAGAGUCUCUCAAUUUAAGGUCCAAUUUUCUAGAGGGAAGAGUUCCUGAAGAGAUUGGCCAUCUUCCUAAACUGAAGACGUUACUUAUGGGAUAUAAUAAUUUGUCAGGGUCUUUACCGCCAACCUUAUUCAACAUCUCAUCACUUCAAUGGAUUGAGUUCAGAUAUAAUAUGUUGUCUGGUAGGCUUCCGGAGGAUUUGUGUGUUUUUCUUCCGAAACUUGCAUCUCUCCGUCUUUCUGAUAAUGAGUUUGAUGGCCAAAUUCCAACAACUCUGGGUGAAUGCAAAGAGCUUCAAUUCUUAUCAUUAUCUUACAAUAAAUUCACUCGUUUCAUUCCGAAGGCAAUUGGGAAUUUGACUUUGCUUCAGAUUUUAUAUCUCGGUGUAUGA